Dictyostelium purpureum is the source of this 902-nucleotide messenger RNA. Its product is annotated as nicotinate-nucleotide diphosphorylase. The coding region runs from base 1 to 876 and encodes 291 amino acids. Gene Ontology annotation, molecular function: nicotinate-nucleotide diphosphorylase (carboxylating) activity. Lineage: Eukaryota; Evosea; Eumycetozoa; Dictyosteliales; Dictyosteliaceae. Gene Ontology annotation, biological process: NAD+ biosynthetic process; quinolinate catabolic process. The record is from RefSeq and is a predicted model, not a curated record. The transcript has a single exon. Gene Ontology annotation, cellular component: cytoplasm.
AUGGAACUAUCAUUAUUAAUACCAAAUAAUAAAAUUGAAAAAUUAAUUAAAGAAUGGUUAGAAGAAGAUAUACCAUCAUUUGACUAUGGCGGUGUUAUUGUUGGAAGCGAUAUAAAGACUGCACAUUUAUUAGGUAAGCAAACUGGUGUAUUCUCAGGCAAGGUCUUCUUUGAUGAAAUAUUUAGACAAUUAGGAUGUAGUGUUAAAUGGUUCAUUAAAGAUGGUGAACCAUUUACUAUGGCCGAUGGUAAACCACAAUUGUUAGCAAUUGUUGAAGGUCCAUGUAGAAAUAUAUUAAUAGGUGAACGUUUGUCAUUGAACAUAUUAUCAAGAUCGUGUGCUGUAACCACCCAAGCAAGCGCUAUAAAAAAAUUAGUAGAUAAUGUUGAUUGGAAAGGUAAAGUUGCAGGUACUAGAAAGACAACUCCAGGAUUUAGAUUAGUAGAGAAAUUAGCAUUACUAGUAGCAGGUUUAGAUACACAUAGAAUGGACUUAUCCAGUAUGAUUAUGUUAAAAGAUAAUCAUAUUUGGGCAUGCGGUAACAUUACACAAGCUGUUAAGAAUGCACAUUCCGUUGGUGGGUUCUCUUUAAAAAUCGAAGUUGAAUGUAGAAAUCAAGAUGAAGCCAUCGAAGCCAUCGAAGCAGGUGCCGAUAUUGUAAUGCUAGAUAACUUUAACCCACAAAAUUUAAAUACAGUUAGCACAUACUUAAAACAACACUAUCCACAUAUUAAAAUUGAAGCCAGUGGAGGUAUUACAGUACAAACCAUUCAACAAUAUGCAAUCAGCACUAUUGAUAUCAUUUCAAUGGGUAAUUUAACUCAAGGCGUACCACACAUCGAUAUCAGUUUAAAGAUUCAAAAAAAUAAACAAUAAAUAAAAGAAUAUUUCUUUAAAGCUAU